This is a messenger RNA of Epithele typhae, 408 nucleotides long. RefSeq lists its product as uncharacterized. Gene Ontology annotation, cellular component: cytoplasmic dynein complex; cytoplasm. The record is from RefSeq and is a predicted model, not a curated record. Gene Ontology annotation, molecular function: dynein intermediate chain binding. Gene Ontology annotation, biological process: microtubule-based movement. NCBI's taxonomy places the organism in Eukaryota, Fungi, Basidiomycota, Agaricomycetes, Polyporales, Epitheliaceae. Bases 1 to 408 code for a protein of 135 amino acids. The transcript is spliced from 6 exons.
AUGGGAUGCCACAACUCCCCCCGCCCGAGCGCGGCCUCGCCUUCGCCUGCGUUCGGGCUGUCGCAGUCGCGGCCGGUAGUCACGUUCGACGCGGAGCUGCUCAAGGCAUACAUGAAGGAGCUGCUGCCGACGACGCUCCGGACGGCGACCUGGCCGGAGCCACGAGAGCGCGACAAAGUCAAGGCGUGGAUGAAGGAGAUCGGGGAGCGCGUCAAGAAGCGGAUGCUGGAAAUCCAGCCACGAGACUUCAAGUACAUCGUGCUCACGCAGAUCAACGAGAACGCGGGACAGGGCGGCAGAGCGGACUUGGUGUGCCACUGGGAAGACUCGGAUGCGGUCGCGCAGGAGGUGUUCGCCAACGACUCCAUCAUAUGCAUCUGCGUCGCAUUCGCGGUCCGGACAAUAUAG